Amphimedon queenslandica is the source of this 2539-nucleotide messenger RNA. RefSeq lists its product as uncharacterized. Lineage: Eukaryota; Metazoa; Porifera; Demospongiae; Haplosclerida; Niphatidae. Gene Ontology annotation, cellular component: membrane. The transcript is spliced from 8 exons. Gene Ontology annotation, molecular function: protein binding. The record is from RefSeq and is a predicted model, not a curated record. Bases 24 to 2528 code for a protein of 834 amino acids.
GCUACUAGUACAGCAUACACAGUAUGCAAGGAGCGAUGUCUAUGAUUUUUGUUUUGUUUGCUUUUUUGGUCCUUCUCCAUCUUCUCACUUUUCCUGUUUCAGCUCAGUCAGACUGCUCUCUGCCUUCCCAGUCAAAUAUAACUCAUUUUAUCACAGAAUUCCUUACUCACAAUGAUGCCGGAAGUGUGGAAUAUUCUCCUACAAUCAUUGGUUCUGUGCAUUAUGUAUGUCAAGCUCAAGGCAGCAGAAGAGGUACCUACAGAUCACUCUCCAUCAUUGCUACCUACACUCCUAAUCCUGGACAGUCUCAGACAACAGGCAUAUUCCAGUUAAUGUGUAGCUCUGGAUCAUGGGAAGCUGAUCUUGAUGGAGGAAUUCCUGUACCAGUGUCUGGGCUCAUUGAUAUACCCACUCGCACUGACUGUCUGCUCUGCAAUCAUACCUUUGGUAGUGAUAGGUGUCAUGCCUGUGGCAGUAGUUGCAAUACUGGUCUCAAAAGAUGUGUUGGGUCACAGACCAAUUGCUGUUCUUAUUUCUCUCCAACUGAUCAGUGUACCACACAAUGUCCCACUAACUUUUAUACACCUACUUCUACUGACUUUAUUUGUAGUAUUUGUAGCAAUAGCUGUGAAGCUGGUUAUACUCGAAACACUACUACCUGUACUUGUUCACUAUCAAAUAUAUGUGAACUGAGUCCUUGUCAGAAUGGAGGUAGUUGUACACUUGUUUCAGCUCCUUCUAAUUACAGCUGUGAUUGUACUGGUACUGGCUAUCAAGGACUAAACUGUUCGACACGUAUUUAUGAUUGGAGUACAGCUGCCAGUAAACAUGUCAUUGGUAUAUUACCACUACCAGUGACAGUGAAAUUUGGAAUCAUUGACCUUGUCAUCACUACACCAGAAACAGAAGCAGUGAACUUUACAGUCAGUAAUCUCACCCAAACAAUAGCUAAUGGUUCAGUUACUGCUGGUACAUCAACAACUAUCUGGGACAGUAUAUUAUUGUCUUAUGCUGUCAAUAGUGAAUUAGAGAGAUAUAAAGGUCUACUAGUAACAACUGGAACAGAUAAGAAAAUAUCAGUAACUGUAGCAAUUACUGAUCCUUUUCAUUCUGCAGCAGUUUAUAUCAACUAUCCAGUCUUGUUUUACCCAGUCAAUAGUUAUGUGUAUUAUGCUGUGUCUAUUGGUACAGAUGAAUCAACCUCAUUCUCAUCUCUCCUAAUAGUCUCUAGUAAUAAUAAUACCAAUAUAAGAAUCACACCAACAGUGACUGUUACUAUACCAUCUAGUGUCGCUCAAUGUCUGAUUUCAACUAAUGAUCAAAUGCAGAUCAGUCUUGAAGCUGGACAAUCAAUAACAAUACAAUUACAAUACCUGGAGACAUUUUUACUCAAACCAGCUGUAGAAAAAGCUGAUUUAACAGGAACAAAACUUAAAUCUAAUAGUCCAAUAUCUGUCUAUUCUGGUCACUCUUGUGUUGUUGGUCAAUCUGCUUGUAACUUUGCUGGUGAGCAAAUACCACCAGUAGCCUCAUGGGGUAAUGAGUUCCUGGUUCAAUCAUAUAAUCGUCAAUCUAGUUAUAAAUUGAAACUAAUUGGAUCACAGGCUAAUACCAAUGUCAAUAUAUUGUGUGAUGAAGGUAACAGCACUUAUUCACUAUCCCUUCAAGAAGGUGGUGUACUGAGUCAAACUAUAUUAUCUCAAACUAGUUGUUAUGUUAGUUCAACUAGUCCAAUACUUGUGGCUUGGUUCUCAGUAGCUGAACGUGAUAUGACAAUCAUUCCUCCACUGCAUCAAUAUGCUUCUAACGUAACUAGUAUUCCAAACAUAAUUAUGCUUGGUGAUUCUUUUGUUAAUCUUGUGGUACUUGCUGCUGAUGAUUCGUCACAGAUACGACUGAAUAGCAUGCCUCUUCCAUCCCUCACGUCCAGUUCAUGGGAAUAUUACAGUACUUUUGUUAAUGGUUGUUAUGUGUUUAACAGUUAUAGUUUAUUUAACUAUGGUGAGGUUACUAUUUGGUCUAAUAACAGUGACGACAAGAUAUUGGCAAUGGUUUAUGGUUAUUAUCAAACAUAUUUUUAUUCUGGAAGCAUAGACCUAAAACCUUCUGAAGGUUAUAUAUGUGAACUGAGUCCUUGUCAGAAUGGAGGUAGUUGUACACUUGUUUCAGCUCCUUUUAAUUACACCUGUAAUUGUACUGAUACUGGCUAUCAAGGAAUUAAUUGCUCAACCCCUAUUCCAUGUAAAACUGGAUCAAUCAAUCUUGUCAAUGGUUCACAUGAUUGGGAAGGAAGAGUGGAAGUGUAUAUUAAUGAAUCAUGGGGCACUGUCUGUGAUAAUAACUGGGACUCUACUGAUGCAGCAGUAGUGUGUAGACAACUAGGCUGGGGAACAAGUGGAAGCCCUCUAUCAUUUGCCAACUUUGGUCAGGGUGCUGUUUUUCACCUGGAUAAUGUUCAGUGCUUAGGAACUGAGCAGCUAUUGACAAACUGCACACAUUUGAGCACCCACAACUGGUGGAAACUCUAAGGAUGCUGGAG